This is a messenger RNA of Cucurbita moschata (crookneck pumpkin), 1326 nucleotides long. Its product is annotated as protein CDI-like. The record is from RefSeq and is a predicted model, not a curated record. The transcript has 2 exons. Lineage: Eukaryota; Viridiplantae; Streptophyta; Magnoliopsida; Cucurbitales; Cucurbitaceae. The coding region runs from base 227 to 988 and encodes 253 amino acids.
UCUUCCAUUGCAAGGAGUGUACCUGCUCAUUCUUCUCUCUUGCAGACAAUUUAGAACGCUCUCUACAUUUCUUCGCCCAAGAUUUCCUCCUCGAAUCUACAAAUAUCAGAACAAACGCCCAUUCGAUUUGACUGUUUUCUUCCUCUCUUCAAGAUCUGCAUUCGCCUCCUUCUUGCUUUGCAUUGUAUUGAAUCUGAAAACUUAGUGCCCAAUCCACCUGCUUCCAAUGGGUUCUUGUAAUGAAGAGAAUCUUCCUGCUGUUGGAGAGGUGGAGCAACCAUUUAAGAUCUUUGUGGGCUAUGAUGUUCGUGAAGAUCUUGCAUAUGAGGUCUGUCGCCAUUCCAUCCUGAAGCGAUCUUCAAUUCCCGUUGAAAUCAUACCAAUCAAGCAGGCAGAUCUAAGAACGAAUGGCGUCUAUUGGCGUGAGAGAGGACAACUUGAAAGCACAGAGUUCUCAUUUUCCCGGUUCUUAACUCCAUAUUUGGCGAAUUACGAAGGAUGGGCAAUGUUUGUUGAUUGUGAUUUUCUGUAUCUAGCUGACAUUAAGGAACUAAGAGACUUGAUUGACAAUAAGUUUGCAGUUAUGUGUGUCCACCAUGAUUACACGCCAAAAGAAACAACAAAAAUGGAUGGUGCAGUACAAACUGUAUACCCAAGGAAGAACUGGUCUUCAAUGGUUUUGUACAACUGUGGGCAUCCAAAGAACAAAUUGUUGACACCUGAGACUGUCAACACUCAAACUGGUGCAUUUCUUCAUAGAUUCCAAUGGCUUGAGGACGAUGAAAUUGGGUCAGUCCCAUUUGUUUGGAACUUUCUUGAGGGCCAUAACAAGAGUGUAGAGGGUGAUUUAACCACUCUCCCUAAAGCAAUUCAUUACACUCGUGGUGGACCAUGGUUUGAAGCUUGGAAGAAUUGCGAAUUUGCAGAUCUCUGGCUUAAAGAAAUGGAGGAAUAUCAGAAGGAGGCCGUGAAGAAAUCUGCAGAAUAGAAAGUAAGUUCUAAAAAAGUUCAAUUGUGGAAUUGAAAUUCUUUGGAUAUUUGCUUCAUAUUCUUUAUACUUGUUUGGUUGAUUGAAGUGUAGAUUCUAAUAUGGAAUAUGAGAUAGUAUGGGUAUCUGUAGUUGUAUUAUUAUGUGUGCCUAAUUCAGGUGAUGAUCAGACUUUGAUAGUGUUGUAUUCCCUACACAUUCCCUUAAGAUAUACGUAUUUAUUAUGCUCUUUUGUAUAAGAAAUUCAUGAAUGUCGUUGCUGUAAUAUUGUAUAACAAAAAACUUGUAGCUGGUAAUAGCAAUUCCCAAAAUUUAUUGGUUGAGAAGCUAUUUAUGUU